Messenger RNA from Macroventuria anomochaeta, 1913 nucleotides. Its product is annotated as hexokinase-like protein. Gene Ontology annotation, biological process: glycolytic process; glucose 6-phosphate metabolic process; intracellular glucose homeostasis. Bases 317 to 1819 code for a protein of 500 amino acids. NCBI's taxonomy places the organism in Eukaryota, Fungi, Ascomycota, Dothideomycetes, Pleosporales, Didymellaceae. Gene Ontology annotation, molecular function: fructokinase activity; D-glucose binding; mannokinase activity. The record is from RefSeq and is a predicted model, not a curated record. Gene Ontology annotation, cellular component: mitochondrion; cytosol. The transcript is spliced from 3 exons.
GUGAUAGCAUUAUUAGAUAGCAUCUGUAAGCGCCCCUUCUCGUCCCAAAAGCAACACCAAGCUUCCACAGUGGUGGGGUCUGAAGCUACUGUGGCAGGGGCCACUCCUACGCAUGACCUUCACAGCUUUCCUGCCCCAAUCUACAUAACUUUCUUCGCUUGUCAUACCUCAUAAAUCAGUACUGACCGCCCAUUUCGGAUUGUAGGAUUAUACCCUAUCUGUGCCGCAAGCCUCCAGAUAACGUGCUUUUCGGCCUCCCGCAACAGCUUCGAGCGUCCUCGGAACCACCUCUACACUACGUACAGCAACCGUCACAAUGGUUACAGGUGCAAGGAAGCCUCCUUCCCGAAAGGGGUCCAUGGCGGACAUGCCCCGGGAUCUCAAGGAGCAGAUCGAGAAGCUCGAGGAGAUCUUCGUUGUUCCUACUAAGAAGCUGAAGGAGAUCACGGAUCACUUCGUUAAGGAGCUUAAGAAGGGCCUGUCAGAAGAAGGAGGGACCAUUCCCAUGAACCCAACAUGGUGUAUGGCUUUCCCUGAUGGUGAGGAGACCGGCCGAUACCUGGCUCUCGACAUGGGGGGAACCAACCUGCGAGUUUGCGAGGUGACCCUGACCGAGGAGAAGGGCGAGUUCGAGAUUAUCCAGUCCAAGUACCGCAUGCCCGAGGAGCUGAAGACCGGUACUGCGGACGAGCUCUGGGGCUACGUUGCCGACUGUCUCCAGCAAUUCGUCGAAUACCACCACGAGGACGAGGAGCUUGAGGACUUGCCUCUUGGUUUCACCUUCUCCUACCCCGCGACGCAAGAGUACAUCGAUCACGGUGUUCUCCAGAGGUGGACAAAGGGCUUCGAUAUUGACGGUGUUGAAGGUAAAGAUGUUGUCCCACCCUUCAACAAGGCUCUGGCCGAGCGUGGAGUCCCCAUCAAGCUGGCAGCUUUGGUUAACGAUACAACUGGUACCAUGAUCGCCUCCGCAUACACCGAUACCGAGAUCAAGAUUGGGUGCAUCUUCGGAACGGGCUGCAACGCUGCGUACAUGGAGGAGUGUGGUGCCAUCCCCAAGAUUGCGCACCUCAACCUCGAUCCUAAGCUGCCCAUGGCUAUCAACUGCGAAUGGGGUGCAUUCGACAACGAGCACCAGGUACUCCCCCGCACACAAUACGAUGUUAUCAUCGACAAGGAUUCACCUCGUCCUGGUCAGCAGACAUUCGAGAAGAUGGUUGCUGGCUUGUACUUGGGCGAGAUCUUCCGCCUGGUCCUUCUGGACCUGCACAAGGGCCACGAGUGCACCAUCUUCGAAGGUCAGGAUGUCAGCAAGCUGGAGAAGCCAUACUCUCUGGACGCAGGAUUCCUUUCCGCCAUCGAGGAGGAUCCCUUCGAGAACUUGCUCGAGACUGGCGACCUCUUCCAGAACAAGCUCAGCAUCACAUGCACAAAGCCUGAACUCGAGCUCAUCCGCCGUCUCGCUGAGCUCAUUGGCACCCGUGCUGCUCGUUUGACCGCCUGCGGUGUUGCAGCCAUCUGCAAGCACAAGAAUUGGGACCAGACCCACGUCAGUGCUGACGGAUCCGUCUUCACCAAGUACCCCCACUUCAAGAUCCGCAACGCACAAGCACUCAAGGAGAUCAUGGACUGGCCAGCUAAGUACGGCAAGGGGAAGAACGACCCUAUCGAGAUCCUCCCUGCCGAAGACGGUUCUGGUGUUGGUGCUGCCUUGAUCGCUGCGCUCACCAUUAAACGUGUGAAGGAAGGCCAGCUUGCGGGUAUCCAGGACUGCGAGGCUAUGUUGAAGAUGGCCGGAAAGAAGCCACGAGGCGCAUAAACCACACAGCAUCUGAGUUGUCCCAUAUCGAGAAUUUAGAAGCGAAUCUAAGAACUUUGACGAACAACUUGCGAUGCGGUGAGGAGAAGAGGAG